Molecule: messenger RNA, 2091 nt
Organism: Pestalotiopsis fici W106-1
Lineage: Eukaryota; Fungi; Ascomycota; Sordariomycetes; Amphisphaeriales; Sporocadaceae
Exons: 2
Coding region: 1-2091 (696 amino acids)
Biological process (GO): Mo-molybdopterin cofactor biosynthetic process
Molecular function (GO): GTP 3',8'-cyclase activity; cyclic pyranopterin monophosphate synthase activity; 4 iron, 4 sulfur cluster binding
Source: RefSeq, a predicted model, not a curated record
AUGCCGGCGGCUUCACUGCGGCUCAGCCCGACACGUCUGGUCUGGCGAUAUACCCGAAAUGCGUGGCAGCUACGUCCUCCAACGACCAGGAGCAUAGCCUCCUCUGCAGCGGAAGCGGAAAGCACAUCUCUGGAUGGAAUCUCCCGACGAAACUUUGAGGAGCCGGCAGCAGCGCCGCCAAGUCGGCGUAGCAGGCUGAAGGAUGCCCGGCCUUUCUCGGACUUUCUCACCGACACGUAUCAGCGCCAGCAUGACUAUCUGCGCAUCUCGCUCACGGAGCGCUGUAACCUGCGCUGUGUCUACUGUAUGCCCGAGGAGGGGGUCCCGCUGUCCCCGCAAAGGGAGCUCCUGACCACGCCCGAGAUUGUCAUGCUGUCCUCGGUCUUUGUCUCGCAAGGCGUCAACAAGAUCCGGCUGACUGGCGGCGAGCCCACCGUCCGAAAGGACAUUCUACCGCUAAUGCAGCAGAUUGGCGCGCUUCGAAGUCACGGACUACGGGAGUUGUGUCUCACGACAAACGGUCUAGCCUUGCACCGGAAGCUCGAGGGCAUGGUCGAGGCUGGACUGACGGGAGUCAACCUCAGCUUGGAUACUCUCGACCCGUGGCAGUUCCAGAUCAUGACACGGAGAAAGGGCUUUGAUGCCGUCAUGAAGAGCAUUGACAGAGUCCUCGAACUGAACCGUCACGGGGCCGGCAUCAAGCUGAAAAUCAAUUGUGUCGUCAUGCGUGGAGUCAACGACCGCGAGAUCAUCCCUUUUAUUGAGAUGACCCGCGAACAAGAUAUUGAGAUUAGAUUCAUCGAGUACAUGCCUUUCGAUGGAAAUAAGUGGAACAAGGGAAAGAUGUACAGCUACAAUGAAAUGCUUGAUCUCAUCCGGGAGACGUAUCCCGGCCUGGAGAAAAUCCGGGACCACAAGAACGACACAAGCAAGACCUGGAAGAUACCUGGGUUCGUGGGUCGUAUUGGAUUCAUUACUAGCAUGACUCACAACUUCUGCGGCACCUGUAAUCGAUUGCGCAUCACGAGCGAUGGAAACCUCAAAGUCUGCUUGUUUGGCAAUGCGGAAGUGUCAGUACGAGAUAUCCUGAGAAAGUCCAACAAUGGCGAGCCGAUAGAAGAGGAGGCUUUUGAAGCCAUGAAGAAGAUUGAGAUGGACAGAAGGCAAGGGCUCAUCGAUAACUCCAAACCGCUAGGUCUAGCCCCCAAUGAGCAGGAGCUCUUGGAAGUCAUUGGAAUGGCUGUCAAGCGGAAAAAGGAAAAGCAUGCGGGCAUCGGUGAGCUAGAGCAUAUGAAGAACAGGCCAAUGAUCUUGAUAGAUCGCGGCCACCCAAACUUGAGUUCAGAUUCGCUGGCGCUGAGCCAACAAUGGAUCUCGGACAACCGCCACUCUUCUCGGCCGACAAUGAUGACCAAAAUUCCACUGCAUCUGCUACCUGGCGCUUCAUUCCCCUUUGUGCACGCCCGACUCUUCUCGACCUCGCGCCGCCUACUGGCAGCCAAGGACGAUAGCAUGUCCGCAUCACAACCGCCCAAGCUGACGCAUGUCUCGUCCUCGGGUGAAGCCCACAUGGUUUCCAUCUCGUCCAAGCAGCCAACGGCCCGUACCGCUAUAGCUGUCUGCCGCGUGCGCUUCAGCUCUGACGUCGCGACUACGCUGAUCCGCGAGAACGCGCUCAAAAAGGGCGACGUCCUAGGCGUGGCGCGCAUUGCCGGCAUCAUGGCGGCCAAGAGGACGCCGGACCUCAUCCCGCUAUGCCACCCCAUUGCCAUUUCUAAAGUCGCCGUGGAUCUGGUCGUGGUUGACGGCCACGACAUUGGGGGCGCUGCUGCUAUGGGGGAAGAGGCCAAGGGCAAAGACGAGCAAUCCCGCCGUAGCGGCAGCGUCGAGAUUGAGGCCACGGUAUCGUGCGAGGGCAAGACCGGCGUCGAGAUGGAGGCCUUGACGGCAGCUUCCACGGCGGCGCUUACCGUCUAUGACAUGUGCAAGGCGGUAGACAAGGGCAUGGUUAUCGAGGGCCUGAGAGUUGUGAUGAAGGAAGGCGGCAAGAGCGGGAAGUGGGUUGAAGGUAUUUCGCAGGAAACCAACUAG